Peronospora matthiolae is the source of this 342-nucleotide messenger RNA. The record is from the annotation of a GenBank genome assembly. NCBI's taxonomy places the organism in Eukaryota, Oomycota, Peronosporomycetes, Peronosporales, Peronosporaceae.
AUGGUUUCCAAAACCACGCGAGCUGCACGCAUACGUGCGGCCGCGAAAAGUGCCUCUCAUGCCUCAGCAGCAGGUAAUUCGUCGCCUAGUGUCGUGAAUCCUCCACGUGGUGAGUCACCACGUGCGACAGGUACAUCCGUUGCGUCUGCAGCGGGUACCUCGGGUCGUAAUCAAGACGAGUCUGAGUCAGAGCUCAUCUAUUCUGGCGAGUCGGAUGAUGCACCCGACUCGAAGGCAACUCUUCACGCCUCGGAAUCACCCGGGGGGGACACUGCAAGAGCCAGGUUGACUGGAUCUGGUCAACGCGGCGGUUUUUAUGACCCAGAUCUUCGGAUCGAGUGA